Prorocentrum cordatum is the source of this 2985-nucleotide messenger RNA. NCBI's taxonomy places the organism in Eukaryota, Dinophyceae, Prorocentrales, Prorocentraceae. The record is from the annotation of a GenBank genome assembly.
AUGAAAGACCAGGUGGAGAAGGAAGCUUCAGCGGACAUGGUCGGUUACAACAAGUACAUGUGUUGGUGCGACACCAACAGGAAGGAGAAGACGGAGGCCGUCGAGAUCGCAACCAAAAAGAUCGCUGAGCUGACCACGUUCUUGGAGGAGGGAGCGGCCAAGAAGGAGAAGUUGAAAACAGAAAUUCAGGGCCUGGCUGCCGACAUCGCCGAAGACACCGAGACGCUGGCCACUGCGACGGCGCUGCGCCAGGAUCAAAACUCGAAGUUCAAAGGGGCGGAGGCCGACAUGAAGGAGACCCGCCAGCUCCUGACUGAGGCUGUGGAGGUGCUUUCCAAGGUUCAGUUGCUCCAGACGGGCGCCCCUGGAGCAGAGGCCGAGAAGGCCAAGACAGCCCUUGUGCAGGUCCGCAACAUUGUCAGCAGGCGAUUCCCGAAGUACGAGAGCAUCAUGCAGCGCGACUUCUAUGACGUUCUGGGAUCCUUCGACGAGAUGACACAGUCCAGCCAGGUGCUCACCGGCGCGUUCACGAGCGACGCCGAUCGUGCGAAGGCUGCCUCGUUGGCACAGUCCGCACAAGAGGGCCGACUGCUGCCCUGGGAGAAGACGGAAGAGCAGCUCGGCCAGGAGAAGAAACCGAACGAGCUCAUCGGAGCCGCCGCCGGCGCCAAGUCGUACAACGCCCGCAGCGGCCGCAUCCUCGGAGUGCUCAGCGAGCUGAAGGACGAGUUCACGAGGGACUUGGCACAGGCAACCUACGAAGAGUACCUGGCACUCGUGUCGUUCCAGAAGCUGAAGUCUGCGAAGGCCUCCGAGAUCUUCAUCGCCACCGAGACGAAGAAGCGCAAGGAGUCCGCCCUCGCCGAUCUCCUCGACGCCAUCGCGAAGGCCAAGGCGGACAAGGCCGCGAUGGAGGACGCCAAGGCGGCGGACGAGGCGUUCCUCGCCCAGCUCGAGCAGAGCUGCAAGGACGAGGACGCGGCCUACCACCAGCGCCUCGCGGCCCGCACCGAGGAGAUCCGGGCGCUGUCCGAGGCCCUGAAGAUCCUCACCGAGGACGACGACGCCCGCGCCACGUUCGGCCGCUCCUUCAGCCUGCUGCAGCAGCGGUCGCAGCGGAGGGCGUCCACCGAGGCGGAGCUCGCGCAGGACCGGCGUUCCGAGAAGGCCAUGCAGCGCAUCGCGGCGAUCGCCAAGAAGCACAAGAAUUGGGCGCUAGUGUCGCUGGCCGUGCGCACCCGCCUGGACUCCUUCAAGGAGGUAAUCGCUGCCAUGGACACCAUGGCGGCCGAGCUGGCAACUCAGCAGAAGAAGGAAUACGAGAAGUGGGAGACCUGCAAGUCCGAGAUCGACAAGACCGAGGACACCAUCAAGGUGGAGGAGCGCACGAAGAAGGAGCUCGGCGAGACGCACACGUCGCUGGUGGACAAGAUCGGCACUCUGAACGGCGAGAUAGCCGAGCUCCGGAAGCAGGUGGCCGACAACGAGGUGGCCCUCAAGGACGCCGGCGAGGACCGGAAGGCCGAGAACCAGCUGUACCAGGCCUCCGUCAUGGACCAGCGCGCCACGGUGCGCAUCCUCGAGAAGGCCCUCGCGCGCCUGAAGACGUACUACGCCAUGCUGCAGACGGAGCAGCCCGUGCCCGGCGCCACCGCGCCUGCGCCGCCGGCCAGGGGCAAGGCGUACGAGAAGGGCGCCGGCGCCGCAGGCGUCCUGCAGGUCAUCCAGAUGGUCAUCGAGGACGCCACGCGCACAGAGCAGGCGCUCGACAAGGACGAGAACGAUGCGCAGAAGCGCUAUGCGGCCAUCGUGAACGACCUCACGGCCAGCAUCGAGGCGGACCGCAUCGCGAUCGAGGAGAAGGAGCAGCAGGUCGCCGCAACCGAGGUGGAGAAGAGCGAGACAGAGGAGGCCCAGCUGGCCAACGAGGAGGAGCUCAAGAACCUGGCGGAGCUGUUGCACGCGCACCACCUGGAGUGCGAUCCACAUGGCUGCGGCUGGCCGCCGCAGGCGUGGAUGCCAGGGAACUUGAGCGGGGGGACGCAAGGGAGAGGGCGCGAUCCAGACGCGGUUGCUCCAGCGCUGAACCCGCCUGCAAGCGUUUGGCGAUUUUACUUCGGCCCCCGCAUGGACGCGGCGGGACUGCCCAGGGAGCUCCAAAGGUCGGCGGACUUCCUCCUCAAGUACUUCGACAUCCGUCAGAAGGCGCGCCAGGAGGAGAUGGACGCCAUCGGCGACGCCAAGGCGAUCCUCUCGGGCGCCGACUUCGGCCCCGUGCUCGAGGCGCUCGGGCGGGGCUACCGCCUGAUCGACACCGCGCAGGUCUACAACAACGAGAAGGGCGUCGGGGCGGCGCUGCGCAAGAGUGGCCUGCCCCGGGAGAGCGUCUUCAUCGAGACGAAGGCCAGCCAUGGCUACGACCGGACCAUGAAGGCGUGCAAGCAGUCUUUGAAGAAGUUGGGUCACCGGUGCGUCGGCAGCGCCGUGCGGUGCUCGGGCCCCGGCCUCUCGGUGAGGGCGCUGCGGUGGUUCGCCCUCUCCCGGGCCACCUGGGCGGACAUGCGCAACACGGGCACUUGGCGGGCCAUGGAGGAUAGAUUUGUACGAACAGGGCAAGGUGAAGGCCAUCGGAGUCACCAACUAUUCCAUCCGGCAUUUGCAGCAGCUGCUGGAGACAUGCCGCGUCAAGCCCAUGGUGAACCAGGUGGAGUUUCAUCCCCGGCUGGUGCAGACGGAGCUCCUGGACUUCUGUGCGAAGCACGGCAUCCAAGUCCAGGCGUAUGCCUCCCUGGGCUCUGGGGACGCGCGACAGACCGAGAGCUUCUUCGCCUUCCCGGAGGUGCAGGCAGCAGGACUGCUGCGCACGGCGUGACUCCGGCGCAGGUCCUGCUGCGGUGGGCCACGCAGAAGGGCUGCCAUGUGGUGCCCAAGUCCUCCAAUCCGCAGAGGACCCGCUUCGCAGAUGGCCGCCCGCGUGGCGGGUGA